AUGAAUGCAUAUUUGGAAGAGCAGGAUACAAUUCCACUAAACAUCGGCAUCACAGGAGAGUGUGGCCCUGGUAAAUCCACCUUUGUUAACGCCUUUAGAGGCUUAGACAAGAAGGAUAAGACAUGUCUUGAAAAACAAGGUGUUGAGUCUCCAAAGGUCUUUCUGGUGUCCUAUCAUCUCCAGCUGUAUGACUUCCGUCUGUUACAGGAGACCCUAGAGAGAGAGCUUCCUGCACACAAAAUAGAUACUCUGCUGUUAGCCUCGCCCAUUGCCAAUCUUGAGAUCAUCACCAAAAAGAAAGAGGCUCUCCAGUCAAAAAUAAAGUUCCUUGCUGCUGCAUCUGCAUUCGGAGCAGCUGUACCAUUUCCUGGGCUCUCUGUUGCUGUCGAUAUAACCAUGGUUACUAAUGCCAUAUAUGAUAAAAAAAGAAAGAAGAAAAACAAAAUAAAAGAAAGCAAUGCAGAAGAAUAUAAAAAGGAGGACGUUGGAAGUGAAAGCGGAAGUAAUGGAGGAAGAGGAGAAACAGGAAGCGACGAAACAUCGGAGCCUGAUGGGAAGAGGAGUUAUGCUGGGUCUAAGGAGAAAAAUGAAGGAACGCCGGUGGAGGAGCAGUCUGGGAACGUGAAGGUGGAGAAGGGUCCUGAUGACGGUGAACGAGUCUCCAGAGAUGUGAGUGCGGAGGCGGCGAAGACGGCAUUGAGGCAUGAGAAACGACAGAUGGACAUUCUACGGGCCAUGCCAGAUAUGCUGUAAAGCUAAGACGGAAUGUGGCUCAUUUUGAGGGGAAAAUCGUCAGUGUCUGGGACCUGAUGGUGGGGACAAUAAAGAGAGACAUCAGACUUUUGUACAUAUAUAUGAGAAAAGAAGAGUUUAUAGAGGAAUAUGUGGAAGGAUGUUCAUUGAUCGAAGAGGAGGAGGGGAAGUUACAUUUUCACUUUGUGAUGCAAUAAAGAAUGUUUUUGUUUUUUGAUGAUGCUGGAUCCUUGUAAAAGGGGAUCCUUGUUGUAAAAAGAAAAUGUGAUAAACUGUAAAUAUGU
Messenger RNA from Gymnodraco acuticeps, 1037 nucleotides. RefSeq lists its product as uncharacterized. Gene Ontology annotation, molecular function: GTPase activity; GTP binding. The record is from RefSeq and is a predicted model, not a curated record. Lineage: Eukaryota; Metazoa; Chordata; Actinopteri; Perciformes; Bathydraconidae. Bases 1 to 753 code for a protein of 250 amino acids. The transcript has 4 exons. Gene Ontology annotation, cellular component: membrane.